UACCCCACAGCAGCCGAGGCUGUUCCCGGACUGUCCCCGCCCCGGGCCGCUGCGGACUCCUCCCCGCGCGUCACUUCCUCCGCGGCCUCGGGCCGGGCUGCUACCGCGGCUGCAGGCCAUGGUGGCUCUGGACGACCCUGACGGCGGCCUGGAGGCGACCCCCGGCGCGGAGACCAGGCUGUCCCUUCCUGGCUGCCUGCCCACGCUCGGUGGCUCACAAGUGAAGAGGGUCUCAGCCUCCAGACGCAAGCAACACUUUAUCAACCAGGCUGUGCGAAAUUCGGACCUGGUUCCCAAAGCAAAAGGACGGAAGAGCCUGCAGCGUUUGGAGAAUACCCGGUACCUCCUAACUCUGCUGGAAACAGCUGGGGGUUCUCCAGGCCCGGAAGAUGGGGACCUGACUCCACCUGCGGCACCUGGAAUCUUCGCAGAGGCCUGCAGCAAUGCCACGUAUGUGGAGGUCUGGAAUGAUUUUAUGAACCGCUCUGGAGAGGAGCAAGAGCGAGUGCUCCGCUACCUGGAGGAUGAGGAUCAGGGCAAGCGGAGGCGCGGGCCUGGCCGCGGGGAGGAUCGACGGAGAGAGGACCCGGCCUUCACACCUCAUGAGUGCUUCAGGCGCAUCAGCCGUCGCCUGCGGUCUGUGCUCAAGCGCAGCCGCAUCCCGAUGGAAACCCUGGAGAGUUGGGAGGAGCGACUGCUGGGGUUCUUCUCGGUGUCUCCCCAGGCUGUGUACACUGCCAUGCUGGACAACAGCUUUGAGAGGCUCCUGCUUCACGCCGUCUGCCAGUACAUGGACCUCAUCUCAGCCAGUGCUGACCUGGAGGGCCGGAGGCAGAUGAAGGUCAGCAACCGUCACCUGGACUUCCUGCCUCCGGAACUACUGUUGUCUGCCUACCUGGACCAGCAGUGACGGCGGAGCCGCCUGCCAACCGGCCCGGCAGGCCCAGACCUCCAACUUC
Messenger RNA from Myodes glareolus (Bank vole), 959 nucleotides. Lineage: Eukaryota; Metazoa; Chordata; Mammalia; Rodentia; Cricetidae. The record is from RefSeq and is a predicted model, not a curated record.